Molecule: messenger RNA, 1581 nt
Organism: Eremothecium sinecaudum
Lineage: Eukaryota; Fungi; Ascomycota; Saccharomycetes; Saccharomycetales; Saccharomycetaceae
Product: HEL047Cp
Exons: 1
Coding region: 1-1581 (526 amino acids)
Source: RefSeq, a predicted model, not a curated record
AUGUCUCAUUCUGCCACCCCCAGGAAGCGUGGGAGACCAUCAAUAUUAAAAGGCUAUCCAGAUCCAAUGAAAAGUCCUAUGGCAUAUUCUUCUCUUCAAGUUCAGAAAUCAAACCAAUGCUUUAAUAAGCCGCUGAUGCGUAUUCCAACUGCUACGACUUCACCCGCAAGGUUUAAAUCUCCGGUAAAGAAGCAGUAUAGUGGAUCUUCAAAACUUAUGUUUGUUGAUGAAUCUUUACGUGGAGCGGCCAAUGAAGGUAGCGAUGGGGCGGCGUCAAAACAAGCGCCGAGAUUUAGGGGCAUUGUAAUGAAUACACCAAAGAAGAGCGUUGGGGGAAUUGCGAACUCUUCGUCUCCAAUAACGCCCUCGGAUCAAUUGUUUUCGUCCGUUUCAAGGAAUCAGCUACGUAGUUCUCCUCCUGCCAUGGUGCAUGAUGAUUUUAGUUCUCCGCUUAAGAAAAGAUGCGUUGUGGGGGAUGGAAGGGCAGAAUUGGAAGGUUCGCGGUUGGGAUGGAAUGCUGACGCCACUGUAAGUAGUGAUGGUAAUGGAUCGGGUUUUAAGUUUGUUCUGUGUAUUGAUAAGGAGGGUAAGGCGUGUAUCUCUGAUUGUGCAACAUCAGCACCAUCUGCGGUGGCGGCAGCGACAAAGACAGAAAAACAAGAUGUUGCUAGUAUCACAGACUCUAAUAAGAGGGCCGAAGGGAUACAGGAUGAUUCAGUUGUUAAAUUUGAUAAGAAGCGGGUUUUAGGGUUGUUGAAGCAGAUGUCGAAGAGAUCUGGACUGCGUACAGAGGAUAAUGGCAGCGAGAGCGGCGCUCCUGGGGUUGUAAUGAUAACAGGAAAGCAAUCAACAUUAAAAGAUCCAGAGCAUGCGGAGUUUCCGGUGUGUCCCCCCCCUGCUCCACCAAAUUCCGCCGCUGUACCCAUGACUCCUAGAUGCAGCUCUGUAUUCCAGUUUAAAACGGGUUUUACUCCAUGCCAUAUGUCAAUUGGCGAGCUUCUAACAAGUACUCCUCCAAAAGGUCCCAAUUGCGAUAAAUUGACCGUUCCCACAAUGAACACACCCUCUAUAAAUAAUGCCUGUGGGUACCAACAGGAUCACUAUGUUUUUAAACUAUCCUCCGGAGACCCCUUGUUAAUGAACGAUGAAUAUUCAGAGAUGCUUGCCCAAGUUAGUGAUGACCCUUCAGAACUCCUACAGAUACUGACGUCUCCCAAACGCACACUGUGCUUUAACACACCGCCGUCGUAUCUUAGUGCCGAAUCUCCACGGAAGCCGUCGCUGAUGAAGCCCGAUGGCCAACUGCAUACAAAUUCUGCGAACGCAGUGACACGAAUAGAUGAUCAGCCUUCUACUCCAACAGCUACCAUGAUUGAAAAUACAACUACAACAUUACAAUGCACUCCACUUAUCCAACAGGCAAUGUCUGGUGCAUACGCUAAGCAACACUUACUUCCUACAAUGGAGCAUUAUGGGAUGCCUUCGGAAGAUGGGAGUAUCACUGUGUCGGAUAAAAGGACUUUGACUGUAGAGCUUGAUGAUGCAAGAUUGGCUUUAAAGAAAUUAAUCAAAGGCGAAUGA